UGUGGGAGCGGCAGAGAGAGAGAGAGAGCGAGAGAGCAGUGGAGAGAGAUCGCUAUCAACUGAAUUCAUCACUGUAAACACGUCCCAGGGGUUUAAAGGGGAAAAGGCAAGUCUUACAUUAGGUAUAAACAAUCAGAUCUGAGACAUUAUUACUGGAGUAUCAGACAGCAAUCACUGGAAACACACGCAUGAUGUUUGGGACACACACGGGGAGUAGGAGCAAUACGUCUCCAUAGUUUUUGCCUAAUGUAAUCCUAAUCUCCAGAAGGAACACGCAGCAGAGGAAAAGGACUAGAGAGUGAUUCCUGUGUUGAAAGCUGCAGACGCAGAACUGAGACGCGGCAGUGUGAGGCUUGCAGAACCGUCCCCUGGACUGAGCAAGAAUGCUGCUAAUAAACCGCGAAGCUGGUCCGCAGCACAGAGCAAGCUCGUCUCUGCCAAGUAGAUCACUGCUGAAACAGUGGGAUGUUUUACGCCUUCUGGACGCAUAAAUUGUUUUCUUGAAAAGCAAGAUUUAAUAUAAAGUUUCCAAGGAUGCAAUAUGAAGAGGAUUAAAACACAAUUUAAGGUCUUUGGAUCCAAAUGUCAAAUCCAAAGGAGGCAACUUCUGUCAGGGAUCAGCAGUGUGUGACGAGAGAGCGAGUGAAAGAGAGGGAGUCCUGCAUGAUAAACCUGCUGAGUAUUUCUGAUGUCUCUCUGUGCUGCUUGAUUUUAAAUUGGCCCUUGCCUGGCUGAAAGCAAAAUGUGAUGAGCUGUGCUAUCAUCUGAUAUCCAAGCAUGGAUGGAGGCAGCCAGAAGAGCGCCGCAAGUUAAUGAGACCAUUGCUCUUGUAUUGGGAGCUUAGGACAAGCAAUUAUAGAAGGAUUACCCCGACAUCUUCUAUAAAGCAAACCUGCCAGAGAAGUAAGCAUCAACGAGAACUGUUAAAGACAUUCUGUUUAGUGGAUUUCUUUGUUUUUUAUUCUUUUACCUUUUUUUAAAAAAGAGAUGGAGUUACAGAAUCGACUAUGGAAUAAAGACUGGGCACCAUUUUUUAAAUCCUGGAUAACCAUAUUAUUGGGCCUCCAUGUACAGUUUUAUAGGGCUGCUUCUUGUCCAGAGCAAUGCCGCUGCGAUAAAGGUUUCAUUUACUGCAACGAGCGGAGCCUGACAUCAGUGCCUCACGGAAUACAGGAGGGUUACAAGACUCUCUACCUCCACAACAACCAAAUCAACAAUGCUGGAUUCCCGGUUGAGCUGCACAAUAUUGUUUCUGUGGAAACAGUAUUCCUAUAUGGUAACCAGUUGGAUGAGUUUCCUUUAAACCUUCCCAAAAAUGUGCGUGUUCUCCACCUACAGGAGAAUAAUAUUCAAACUGUCUCCCGGGCAGCUCUUGCUCCAUUGUCUAAACUACAAGAGUUGCACUUGGAUGAUAACUCCAUCUCUACUGUUGGAGUUGAGGAGGCUGCCUUCAGGGAAGCCAUUAGCCUUAAACUCUUAUUUUUGACAAAAAACCACUUAAGCAGUGUGCCAAUUGGGCUACCACUGGACCUCAAAGAGCUCCGGCUUGAUGAAAACCGAAUUGCCACCAUCUCUAAGGAAGCUUUCAUGAAUGUCACGCAACUUGAACGCUUAAUUCUAGAUGGGAAUCUUCUGACUAAUGAGGGGAUUGCAAACGGAACCUUUCAGCAUUUGGUAAAGCUGACAGAGCUCUCCAUGUCUCGUAACUCACUAACCAGUCCUCCGUCUGACUUCCCUGGAGACUUUUUAGUCAAACUCAGCUUGCAGGAUAAUCAAAUGAGUGAGAUACCUGUGGCAGCCUUUUCCAAUCUGCGCCACCUACAGAAACUGGAUAUUUCAAACAACCAGCUGCAGUUUCUGACAGAGGGGGUUUUUGAUGGACUUACAAGCUUGAAACAACUCACUGUUCGAAACAACUUAUGGUACUGUGACUGCAACAUUAAAUGGGUGAUUGAGUGGUUAAAAUCUUUGCCGGCGUCUAUAAAUGUACGUGGAUUUAUGUGUCAAAAGCCUGAAAGAGUACGGGGCAUGGUAAUCAGAGAGCUUAACCUGAAUCUCAUCACUUGCCCCAGCUCUACAGCCUCGUCUCCACCAGUUACUCGUUCACCCACACAGCCUUUGCCUUCAACUGUUGCUACCAACCCUGCAUCUGCAUCUACUAUUAUGACUCCAGGCACUUUUGAUAGAGCCCCAACUUCACCUUCAUCUACAUUGUCCACUCUGCCUGAAGGAGACAAUAAAGAGAGGACUAACCCUCCUCCACGGGAUCCAAUCCAAAUCAUUAUUAAUUUUGUAAAUGACACGUGCAUUAAAGUUAGCUGGAUGUCCAUCUUUUCAGUCACAGUGUACAAGGUCACUUGGGUUAAAAUGGGUCAAAGCUUGACAGGAGAUGUUGCGCAGGAGAAUGUGGUCAGUGGGAAAGAGAAGAGGCUAAGCCUUGUAAACUUGAAGCCAAAAUCCACUUAUCGCAUUUGUAUAAUCCCUCUAGAUGCUUCUAAUAACUACCUUCCUGGAGAUGAUACAGUAUGCUCUGAGGCUACCACUAUGCCUGCUACUUUUAACACUAACAAUAAGGCCACUGACCCUGAGCAUGCCACACAGCAGGAUCCAAGCUCUCCUUUUCUCCUAGCAGGAUUGAUAGGGGGAGCUGUGAUUGUUGUCCUUGUUUUCUUGCUGAGCAUAUUUUGCUGGCAUAUGCAUAAAAAAGGACGAUCUGAUUCUUCCAAGUGGAAAUACAACAGAGGACGAAGAAAAGAUGACUACUGCGAAGCAGGUACUAAAAAGGAUAAUUCCAUCCUUGAAAUGACUGAAACAAGCUUUCAGAUAGUCUCUUUAAAUAACGAACAGCUCCUUAAAGGAGAUUUCAGAAUACAGCCCAUAUAUACCCCAAAUGGGAGCAUUGGCUUCAGAGACUGCCACAUAGCAAAUAGUAUCACAUAUUCCAAGGGCAAUGUUCCAGAUGAGGAAUGCUGCCACACAUGACAGAUUUUGGGAAGAA
Molecule: messenger RNA, 2998 nt
Organism: Polyodon spathula (Mississippi paddlefish)
Lineage: Eukaryota; Metazoa; Chordata; Actinopteri; Acipenseriformes; Polyodontidae
Product: leucine-rich repeat transmembrane protein FLRT2-like
Exons: 2
Coding region: 988-2982 (664 amino acids)
Molecular function (GO): protein binding
Source: RefSeq, a predicted model, not a curated record